ACUGAAGAUGAAGAAGAGCGAGGCGAACUAAAUAAACUCGGAGGCGCUGUGAACCGAGCCGAGCCGAACCGAGUCAGAACAAUGGAGGGCUGAUAAAAACACCUGAGGACGGGUUGUCAGUAAAACAACAGCCAUGUUUGCGGUGAUCUGUUUGGGUUUUCUGGUCUCGUGUCUCCGRGGCUCCGCCGCUGGAGCAGAGCUGGCUCCACCUCAGGACCUGAACAUGAUCACCUUAAACACCAACUACACCCUGAGCUGGGUCUGGGACCACAGAGGAGCCGACAACGUCACCUUCAGCGUGCAGUACAUCUCGAGGUACAGGCUGAAGUCGAAGGUUCCCAGGUGGAACGUGGCGUGUGGGGACACGUCUCGCAGGUCCUGUGACCUGACGGGGUUAAACCUGCACUACCUGAGUAUCUACAUGCUCCGGGUUCGAGCCAGCCUCAACYGACAUCACUCUGACUGGACCAUGAAGGAGUUCUGCCCCGAUAAYGAAGCUCAGCUCGGACCUCCAUCCAAAGUGGACCUUUGUGCUGCUGGUUCUGCUCUGGAUGUGUCCCUCACAGACCCUCAGACCAGCUCCAACACCUCCAUGAGGGAUCACCUGCCCAACUUGUCCUUCUACAUUCACUACUGGGAGAUGGCCCACGAGAACCAGGUCCGGGUGCUAAACAGCACUAACAACAUGGUGACUUUGUCAGACCUGAAAGCCUGGACCUGGUACUGUGUAAAAGUCCGUUCACGUUACGACUUCUACGACAAGACGAGUAGCUUCACGUCUCAGCAGUGUGUCCAGACUGAAGGACCCGUGCCCUGGUGGCAGAUCUUCCUGUUCUUCCUGGGGUCUCUGCUCGUCUGUUUCUUGGUGUUCCUGAUCUUUCUGUAUGGCUCCCAUCGGUGCUACUGGUUCUGUAAGACCACCUUCUUUCCCCGUGACCAGCUGCCCCAGCGCCUCAAAGAGCCGSUCUUUGACUCGCCGGGCUCGGACCACCGGUGCCUCGUCAUCUCUGAUUCAGAGUCUGAGCAGCUUUGUGAGGGUGUGACCGUCUGCCCGGAGAGCGCUGUCCUGGAAAUCCACAGCUCCACGGCGCCCCCAGCAGGCCUGGAGGGAGAUGACAGCUGCAGACACCUGCGUCAGGACAGCAGCAGCAGCGGCGACUCUGGAGUCUAUUCUGCAGGAAGGAACUCGGUGGUCCUGCAGCCCAACAGCUGUCAGUCCGGUCCAGAUGUGGAGCUGAGCUGUGAGAGCCGCCGCCUCCCCGAGCAGCUCAAGAUGAUGGAAACACAGUUCAGCUUUUCUCCGGUGGUCUCAGCCGAGGCCGUCGGGGACGUGAGCGUCUGACGUUUGUCUGUUCCACCUGAGAGACGGACCGGAUCAAAGCUGAGGACCUGAUCCAGUCUGAGGACUCUGCAUCAUGUAAAGAUCCUCCAACCAUGAGGGGCUGAGAGGAGUUUGUGUUUGGCUCUGAACGUGUCCUGCAGCUUCCAUGAAUUAAUCACAGGAAGGUCUGAUUGUUGCUGAGCAGCUGGUUAAAACCAGGAAUCAGAAAGUUUUUCUCAAUAAUCAGACAAAUCAAGGCUUUGAAGGAGAAGAUGUACAGUGUUAGUUCAGGUGGGCUUCUUUCUUCUGCUUUAAUCCUUAUAAUAAACUCCAUCAGAGCUUGUUCUUCUGCUGUAAGCAUGCUGUCUGAUCUGUUUAAUAAAUAUCUGUGACCCAUCA
Austrofundulus limnaeus is the source of this 1720-nucleotide messenger RNA. RefSeq names its product interleukin 10 receptor, beta (gene il10rb). Gene Ontology annotation, biological process: cytokine-mediated signaling pathway. Bases 134 to 1342 code for a protein of 402 amino acids. Gene Ontology annotation, molecular function: interferon receptor activity; protein binding. The record is from RefSeq and is a predicted model, not a curated record. The transcript has 8 exons. Lineage: Eukaryota; Metazoa; Chordata; Actinopteri; Cyprinodontiformes; Rivulidae. Gene Ontology annotation, cellular component: plasma membrane.